Molecule: messenger RNA, 3448 nt
Organism: Durusdinium trenchii
Lineage: Eukaryota; Dinophyceae; Suessiales; Symbiodiniaceae
Source: the annotation of a GenBank genome assembly
CUGCGCGCAACCGUGCACGGGGUGAGGGCCUCAUUCCCCCCCAGCCAAAAUCAUCAGGUGGAGUUGGUGGCCAUGUCCAUGUCUAUCAGUUUGCAGAUGUUUGCAGUAUUGAGUCAAUAUUGUUGUGUUGUUUUUUGGUGGUGUUCUUGGUGGGGACUGGAAUGAAUUAAAGAGCUGGACAAAAGGUAAGAAAAAGGUAAUCACUAAAAGGUAAAAUAAAGGUAGUGCAAUCAAUACUGAGUAUUUGUUGUGGACAGCACCCAGUGUUUGGGAUACCCUUCGAGUCCAGUUUGAGAUUUUGUCUUGGGCCAACCGCGGCCAACCUUUGGAGUGAUUUGUUCAUGGCAGGCAUGCUUUUUUGGCGACACUUGGAGCUCCAUUUUAGGACAGGACACCUGUGCCAUCUAUAUAAUGCAGCUGGAUUGAUUCACACCUCCUGGAGCAGGCUUGCGGCUUGCGCGACCAUCACGAGCAACUGCCCGUUCCCUUGCCGGCCUUGCCACGCCGUUUUGCCAUGCCGGAGGCUGGUAUCCCGUUUGAUUGGGAGACCAGCGAGGCCAGUGAGGCUGGAUGUUUCAGCCACCUCCGGUCCAUGGGCCGAGCCGCGAGGGCAUGGUGGAUGGAGACCACGGACGACGUGCUGCUCAACAGCCCCUGGCUCCGGCGAAGCACCGGCGGCUGGUUUCGGUGCCUGUGGAUCCUAUUUCAUGUCGUGCCAUGGUGCACCGGCAUUUACAUGGAGAGUGUUCAACUUAGACAAGGUCCAGACAGGUUUCCAGCGAGCCUUUUAGUUCUGGCACUCUUGAUGUUUGCCCGAGUGGUCUAUUCUUCACUCACCAAACUCCGAGACACACUUCAAAGCAGUUUGCUGCUCUGCUUUGGGUCUUUGAUCAGUUAUGGCUGUUGGGACUAUUUGCAGGUCGAGCCUCAUGAGUUGUGGUUUGAUCGCAGCACUUUUGUCGUCGGCUUUCUGGGACAAGCCUUCCCGACUCUAUGCCACUGCAAUGUGCACCCGGUGGCUCUCGUUCUGUUGCUGGCUUACACCGUGGCGUACUUGUGGCAUGAUUUUGACCUGCAUGGUGCGCGACCGGUCACGUUCAGGUUAUUGCAUAUUUUGGGCUUUCAGUGCUGCAUGUGCUAUGCCUUCACGAGGGACUUCACACAUCGCGUCAAGGCCGUGUCGACCGGGAUGCUCGAAGGUGCCAGCUCUGAUCCAUUGCAAAGUCCAGUGGCAGGACGUUCUGCUCGCACAUUCUGCUGGCUCACCGGUGUCAACAAUUGGAUUUUUUUGAUGCUUACUUGUAUCACAUUCUACUUGACUCAGGAGAUAAGCUUCAUGCUUUUUGACGGAGUUUUGUUCUGCGUGCCGUGGAUAGCUUUGAUGUUUGUAAGGCGUGGAGCAUGUACACCAUUUCAAUCCGAUUUGGCAUUGUGUGUAUUUUGCAAUGCGGGUCCAGCAUGGGCGAUGCUCCGUCCGUUGCCGUAUGAUUAUACGCUGGCGGGGCUUGGCGAAAUCAGCGGAUUUGGAUUUGUCAGGCUGAGCUUCUACCUUUACUAUACUUCAAUUGGUUGCACCUCCUACGUCUUCGCCACACAGGCUGCCAUACAAGCAGGCUGCCAUCCAUCAAUUUCUUUGGGAACCUCCGCAGUCAUGACGGUGUUUUUCCUCGUUGAAGUGCUGCAGUGCAACCUUUGCUUGCAACUUGCUUGGGACUUUGGUCAAGUGGCUGAGGUUGCUCUGAGCUUAGAAGCUGCUGCCACCAAAGGCAGAGAGGCAUUUGCGAUCUUCAAGUGCACACCUUCUAAAACCAUGCCAGGAAAAGACCGCCCUGAAAUCUCCAUGUCGACAAUCUCUUCCGUUGCUUUUCGCUGCAUGGCCUCGGAUUGAAGCCGGUGAGUGGAUGCCCCAAAUCCUCCAUGAUGGAUUUGCAUCUUCCUUCAAGCUUUGAGGUUCUCGUGCCCUGGACAGGCUUUGCGGUUCACUACACCCAAAACAUCCAGGGAAUUUGCCGAAGAGUGCAUUUAGUGCGUUCUCCUCCAAAGCAGCACAUACUCCCAGCAAACUAUCAUGCGCAUCAACGCCUACCUUCUAGCAGCUGACCUUCCUACACCUCACAGAAUCCGCCAGACACGCCAAGUCGGCGCCCGGCGCAAAUUGGCGAAAGUGAGACAGAAGGUAGUUGAAGGUCGAACACACAGAAGGAGUGAAAGAGAAAGAAAGGAGUGCGUGGCACUGUGAAGUCCAUUCACCGAAGCUCUAUCUCUCUCCGCCAGAAGAAACACUGAUUGAACAUGAGCAGGGCACAGGGAGUCUUGCGCUGUCAUUCGUUUCCAUUCCCCCCACUUGAGUGCUGGCGGCCGUGCUGCACUUGGUUCCGCGCGUGUAACGGUGAGUGACAUGCACUUGUUCCGUGCUGAGUUCCCAGCUGUGUUUUGGUUGGUGUAUCUGUUUUCUGCUUUGCAUUUGAAUUGGACUCGUGCUUAGGACCUCUCGACCCAAGGUGACGGGGAAUGGCCUAAUUGGUGUCAGAUCACCAAAGGUAGCCUCAGCUACCUAAGUUCUCCUUGCUUUAGCAAAAUGGUUUUGGGGGUGGUGGAAGUCUAUGCUGCUGGUGCUUGCUGCUUGUGCUGCUUGCUCCUCUUCAGAAUCUUCCUAGCUCUACCUUUGGUCCACCUCCAUCGUCUCAAGUUAUGGGCCUUUUUCAUUCCAGGUAAUUGUGAUCCAUUUGCGCAUCCAAAGCAGUACAAGAGAGUAUAUAUAUAUAUAUACAAAUGCAUCCACAUACAGAUCGGAAGACAAAAACAUUACAGACAAGCAUGAUGCAUCUGGUAUAUUGAUUAGUUUACACCCCUGUGGCCCAAGAUCGUUGAUCGAUAUUCCUUCAUCGAUCCCGCGAAUUUGUAGGUUCUUGCGGUGAACCAUUCGGUCGACUUCACCCAGCGCUUGCGGGCGAUCAGCGCUGGGCUGGAGCAAAGCGCCCAGAACGCCGCCUCCUCGCUACAGGUCUUGCGCAGCCACGAGCGCCUAGGCUUGGAGCUCUUGGACCUGGCCUCUCCACCGCCCCCGCCGCCGGGGGCUGCGCCGCGCCCGGUGGCGCGCCGCACGUCGAUGUGGUUCGCCGCCCCCGCGCAGGGCGCUUGGACCAGUCGCGUGAGUGAGACGGAGAGCUGCAGCAGCCGUCAGACAGAGAUCUUUCGGGAUCCGGGGCGCAUGCCCCACAGCCCGGUGCGGAGGAACUCCGAUAGCCCUAUGUGACGUCGAAAAGAAGGGAAGGAAGGCGCAUGAAGGCGCCAACUAAGAAAAAGAGGUUAUUUGAAAUCAAGUUUAGGAUCUUUGGAUUCUUUGGGGGCUGCCGGUGUUACGACACAUGGUUAUAACCCAUUCGAUGAGGGUGAACACAUGGCUAGCGGGCGACACCGGAGCCGUGCGAAGAGCACUGACAAGAGC